Molecule: messenger RNA, 857 nt
Organism: Penicillium subrubescens
Lineage: Eukaryota; Fungi; Ascomycota; Eurotiomycetes; Eurotiales; Aspergillaceae
Exons: 2
Coding region: 141-857 (238 amino acids)
Source: RefSeq, a predicted model, not a curated record
GCCAAGUAGUGUGACAACAAUUCCCCUGGUAAUAUUUGAGCCGAGGGGAUCCCGCUGGCGAUCCCCAAGUAAUCUAGCCACGAUGUUGUGAUUUUACUUCCUGUCUACCUCCCCGUAUCUUUCCCUUGGUGAGAUUCAGUAUGACGGACAAUCGAACAUGUUACUAUCCCGAUGGCACUGAGGCAAAGAACCUUGUGCCCUGCACGGCCAAGACGACCACUGCUUGUUGCGGAGUGAACAACAUCUGCCUCUCCAAUGGGUAUUGUCUCGAUGUCAAUCAACCAUUCUCCUUGGCCCGGGGCGGCUGUACAGCCCAAAAAUGGGGAACGGGAUGCCCAGGUCGUUGCCGGACUGUAAAUAGCAAUGAAGGCUCCGCAAUAGUGACUCUGCAAACCAUCAAUGGCAGCUCCAGGUAUUGUUGCGGCACCCCCGUCGCCAAUGGAAGUGACACGGUCUGCCGGGACGACACGGACAGCUUCCUGCUGGCUGAUGCCCAAGUUCUCACCGGGCGCGCCGCUCUCGCAAAUCUAGUCACGCCAGACUCGUCAUUGUCAUCCAAUUCAUCGAACUCGUCAAUUCCUGCUCCGGCGUCCACCAGCAAUUCACAUGACACUACAAUCGGGGUGGGACUGGGUGUUCCGUUAGGCGUCAUUGCCAUCGGGUCGAUACUCUGGGCGCUAUGGGAGAGAAGGAGAGCAAAUAAAUUAAGCCGGGCAAUGAUCGCCUCCUCUAUUCCAGUCCAGGAAGGACUUGUCCGCUCUCCACAGUCGCAUGUUAUGUCCGAAAGAAGCUCUGUCCCGACGGAGCUUGAUAGUAACAGGACGAUACCGGAGUUGAUGCCCAGGGAACAAAUGUAG